Messenger RNA from Hypanus sabinus (Atlantic stingray), 3043 nucleotides. RefSeq names its product cadherin-related family member 5b (gene cdhr5b). Gene Ontology annotation, cellular component: membrane; catenin complex. Gene Ontology annotation, molecular function: calcium ion binding; cadherin binding. Gene Ontology annotation, biological process: homophilic cell-cell adhesion. The transcript has 18 exons. Lineage: Eukaryota; Metazoa; Chordata; Chondrichthyes; Myliobatiformes; Dasyatidae. The record is from RefSeq and is a predicted model, not a curated record. Bases 197 to 3043 code for a protein of 948 amino acids.
GAACAUGCAAUCAGCUUUUAUGACUGAUGGUAGAGCCAUGACUCGUUGGAAGGAGCCAGAAUAAACUCUGAGCUCACAAAGCAAAGGUUGCAGUAGUAAUGAGAUUGGCGCCUACACCCAGACUCGUCAGACACAGUGAGAGAUCGGCUUUCGAAACAGUGGCUCGGGGUGUGAGCCUCAGUGCCCGGUGGUCCAAAUGGACUCGUUCCUCAUGCUCCGUGGGUUCCACCUCUCGGCACUGCUGCUGCUCACAGCCCCUCUGCUGAAAGUUGUUUCUUUACAACAGUGCACUGCACACAGAGAAUGUUGUGUUCCUGAGUUACUGAUUGAAGUGGAGGAGAAUAAACCCCCGGGCCAAGUGAUCAGUAAUAUCACAAUAACGAAACAGCCCAUCUCCAUCUUGCCACAGAACGGCACUCAGAUAGUCUACGUGGAUGGAGACACAUUGCGGUUAUCAAGAUCUCUGGAUUUCGAGGCAAUGAAAAGUCCAGUGAUCGCCAUCAUACUGCAGUGCGGCCCAGACAAGAAUAAGCUCACUUUACAUCUGGUGGUGACGAAUGUCAACGACAACUCACCGACAUUCCCUGAGAACAAGCUGGAUGCAAACAUCAGUGAGCUGUUUCUCGUGGGUGAGCCCUGGGAGACUGUGACAGCAGUAGAUUUGGACCAGGACCCUAUCUUCUACAGCCUGGACAACAGCACGGAUGGCGCAAAUUUCUUCUUCCUGAAGUCAGAGAAUACGCCUUUGAUCUACCUAAAAAAAGCCUUGGACUACGAGAAGGAAAAGAUGUUAACAUUGAUUCUGAAUUGCAAGGAAACAGCCAACAGCAUAAACAUCAGUGACUCAGUGAACAUUACAGUCCGCAUCAUCGAUGAGGACAACAAGCCGCCAGUGUUUCAGCCAUGCCGCUCCCUGACGGAUGCCAGCUUCUGCCUGAACGCAAAGUACACCGGAAAGAUCAAGCAGUACCAGACCGAGAGCAGCCCUCUGAGCCUCCAGCCACAUCAUAUAUUGGCUGUGGACGGGGACACAGGAAUCAAUGCCACCAUCCUGUACCAGAUUGUAAGCGAUGACCACCGCGCCUUCUGGAUUAACGCAAGUGAUGGCACAUUAACCAUGACCAGAGCUAUCAACAGCAGCGGUCUGGUCACACUCACCAUCCUGGCCAAGCAGGCGGACGACCCCUACAGGUACACCAUGACCAGCGUCACCCUGAUAGUGCUGCCCGUCAACCGAUACCCACCCGAGUUUCCACACAGCAUCUACUUUGGGUCUGUUCAAGCCGGUUCACCGAAGGGAAGUAUCGUCACCAAGCAAGGAUCCAGCACCUUGCCCCUCAGAGUGCAGGCUCAGGACCAGGACCAUCCCAACAAGAUAAGCCCAUUCCUGAAAUACUCCCUCAGCCCAUCUGAUCUGUUCACCAUCACUGAAUUCGGACUGAUCUUCACCAAAGGCAACCUGACAGCAGCGCAGAGCCAGUACGACAUGACGGUGACUGCAAUGGAUGUCGAGCAGGGAGACAAUUGUUCGGCCAUAAUUAACUUGCUGGUGUCCAGUCCUGAUGCACCAGGCACAGUAACAACUACAACCCGAGGACCAGCAUCAACGAAACCACGAACUGACCCAACAUUCUCUGGAUCGGUUACUGGGGUUCCAAUGUCAACAGUGCCUCCCCCAGCUCCACCCUCCGUGAAAACAACAACAGCUCGGGGAACUGGACCAUCGGAACCAGUGACUCACACGGCCAGGACUGUGUCAGCCCACACGUCCAAGAACCCACCCAGGACCUCUGGAACUACAGACGGACAGCCCCCUGGACCCCGACCUACAUCAACCAAACCUCCAGUCAUUGGGACAACACCAAACCUGGGCACCUCAGGAGCUGGGCCAUCCUCGUCUAAGCACCCUGGCCCCGGACCAGGAGUAACAACUCCACCCUCCGUGAAAACAACAACAGCUCGGGGAACUGGACCAUCGGAACCAGUGACUCACACGGCCAGGACUGUGUCAGCCCACACGUCCAAGAACCCACCCAGGACCUCUGGAACUACAGACGGACAGCCCCCUGGACCCCGACCUACAUCAACCAAACCUCCAGUCAUUGGGACAACACCAAACCUGGGCACCUCAGGAGCUGGGCCAUCCUCGUCUAAGCACCCCGGCCCCGGACCAGGAGUAACAACUCCACCCUCCGUGAAAACAACAACAGCUCGGGGAACUGGACCAUCGGAACCAGUGACUCACACGGCCAGGACUGUGUCAGCCCACACGUCCAAGAACCCACCCAGGACCUCUGGAACUACAGACGGACAGCCCCCUGGACCCCGACCUACAUCAACCAAACCUCCAGUCAUUGGGACAACACCAAACCUGGGCACCUCAGGAGCUGGGCCAUCCUCGUCUAAGCACCCCGGCCCCGGACCAGGAGUAACAAACAACCAGACGCGCCAGCUGUUGCUGUAUGACGCCAGACACAUGGCGGCAGUCGGUGUGCCUCUCUCCCUCCUCCUAAUAAUCUGUAUCAUUGUCAUCGGAAUUCUCCUCCGGGACGGCGGAUGGGCCAAACUCAAGCGAAGGACAGCAGCACGCUUAAAGAGUUCUCCCAGACAGUCACACUCGUCAGAGGGUGACCCAGUGCAGUUCACAAACCAGGGCUUCCUGGUGGAAGAAAUGUUGAAGUCAUCCCUGAAGACAGGGCAGUUACCACAGGAGAGCAUGCCUGUGGUCACAGCCAGCGCUCUCGACUCUGUCUUGGAACCGGCCGUGGACAGCAGCCCAGGGAAGUUGGGAGCGAUUGGGAGCAGGAACAAUCCCGGGGAUGACUGUGAUGGGAACUCGCUGGAGGAGGUCACGACGGACGGUGAGGUGAAGUCCAUCCUCACCAAAGAGAGGAAGGCUGCAGAGGGCUACAAAGCCGUCUGGUUCAAAGAGGACAUCGAGCCACAGGCCAACGAGGAGCGAGUGAUCGAGUGCCCAGAGGAUGACGACGAAGGAAAGGAUGGUUCCGACAAUGAUGAUGGCGGCUUCUUCUCCAAUCUGUGA